AGGAGUUACAAAGAGACUUUCCCUAUCUCUCUCAUCUGUAACCACCAAAUCGCCGCCAUGUUGAGACAAGCUUCUCGCCUCCUCUCCCGAUCCGUCGCCGCCGGAACCUCUAAAUCGGCGACGGCUCGUGGCUUCUCAACGGAAGUUCCGUCGACGAUCGAUUCGACGUUCGUGGAGUCAUGGAAGAAAGUCGCGCCGAACAUGGACCCGCCACAGACUCCUUCUUCCUUCAUGAAGCCUCGUCCGUCGACUGCCUCUUCGAUUCCGACGAAGCUCACCGUCAAUUUCGUGCUCCCUUACGCAUCUGAGCUUUCCGGGAAAGAGGUCGACAUGGUCAUUAUUCCCGCGACAACAGGACAAAUGGGUGUUUUGCCUGGACACGUUCCAACAAUCGCUGAGCUGAAACCCGGUAUCAUGUCCGUUCACGAAGGCACUGACGUGAAUAAAUACUUCGUGAGCAGUGGAUUCGCGUUUCUCCACGCAAAUUCCGUGGCUGACAUAAUCGCGGUUGAGGCCGUGCCGCUUGAGAACAUUGACCCCAGCCAAGUGCAAAAGGGUUUAGCUGAGUUCACACAGAAACUUGCUGCUGCCUCAACGGAUCUUGAGAAAGCAGAAGCACAGAUUGGUGUUGAAGUUCACAGUGCCAUGAACGCAGCUCUCACAGGCUAAAGGGAAGGUUCUCACUCUCCCUUGCUAUUUCUUCCAAGGAAAAGAAAAACAAAAUCAUUUGUUUUUUUCAAAUGAUUAGUGAAAAUCCCUUUUUUACUACUACAAAGGAUUUGAAGUAAUAAGAAACUGAUUGUUUUUCUUGUUUUAAUUGUGUUUGGAGUUUGUUUGAAAUAAAUGAUUUUGUUGAAGACUGAAACCAACAUAAACUUUCUUGUGUUCAUAGUUUCUCCUUUGUUUAGUAAUGAGAAAUUACGUUCCCGACUGUGGUUAUGUUUUUCA
This is a messenger RNA of Brassica rapa (field mustard), 948 nucleotides long. RefSeq names its product ATP synthase subunit delta', mitochondrial. Gene Ontology annotation, biological process: proton motive force-driven ATP synthesis. The record is from RefSeq and is a predicted model, not a curated record. Gene Ontology annotation, molecular function: proton-transporting ATP synthase activity, rotational mechanism. Lineage: Eukaryota; Viridiplantae; Streptophyta; Magnoliopsida; Brassicales; Brassicaceae.